Molecule: messenger RNA, 2131 nt
Organism: Octodon degus (degu)
Lineage: Eukaryota; Metazoa; Chordata; Mammalia; Rodentia; Octodontidae
Gene: Mpi
Product: mannose phosphate isomerase
Exons: 8
Coding region: 49-1320 (423 amino acids)
Biological process (GO): GDP-mannose biosynthetic process; carbohydrate metabolic process
Cellular component (GO): cytosol
Molecular function (GO): zinc ion binding; mannose-6-phosphate isomerase activity
Source: RefSeq, a predicted model, not a curated record
AAGAGCGACGUGCCGGUAGCCAGGUCGGCAGCCAGAUUGGCUAACAGAAUGGCUGGGCAUCGAGUGUUCCCACUUUCCUGUGUGGUGCAGCAGUAUGCCUGGGGGAAGAGGGGCUCCAACAGCGAAGUAGCGCGGCUGCUGGCCAGCAGUGACCCGCUGGCCCAUAUCUCAGAGGACAAGCCAUAUGCAGAGCUGUGGAUGGGAGCACACCCCCGGGGCGAUGCCAAGAUUCUUGACGACUACAUCUCACAGAAGACACUGGGCCAGUGGAUUGCUGAGAACCAGGAUUGCUUGGGUUCAAAAGUCAAAGAUGCCUUUAAUGGCAAGCUGCCCUUCCUCUUCAAAGUACUCUCAGUGGAAACAGCCCUAUCCAUCCAGGCACACCCCAAUAAGGAACUGGCAGAGAAGCUCCACCUCCAGGCUCCACAGCACUACCCUGAUGCUAACCACAAGCCAGAGAUGGCCAUUGCCCUCACCUCCUUCCAGGGCUUAUGUGGCUUCCGGCCUGUGGAGGAGAUCCUGACCUUUCUGAAGAAAGUGCCUGAGUUCCAGCUCCUAAUUGGGGACAGUGAGGCCACACAGCUGAGACAGAGUGUGAACAGCGACCCCCAGACGGUGGCUUCCGCUCUGCGCAGCUGCUUCUCCCACCUGAUGCAGAGCGAGAAGAAGACAGUAGUGGAGCAGCUCAAUAUAUUGGUGAAACGCAUCUCCGAGCAAGUGUCCACUGGGAACAACAUGGAUGACAUUUGUGGAAAGCUCCUACUUCGACUACACCAACAGUACCCAGGGGACAUUGGCUGCUUUGCCAUCUACUUUCUGAACCUGCUCAUGCUGAAGCCGGGAGAGGCCAUGUUUCUGGAGGCCAACGUGCCCCAUGCCUACCUGGAGGGAGAUUGCGUGGAGUGCAUGGCAUGUUCGGACAACACAGUGCGCGCUGGCCUGACACCCAAGUUCAUUGAUGUGCCAACCCUUUGUGACAUGCUGAACUAUACCCCUAGUCCCAGCAAGGACAGGCUCUUCCCACCAUUGCAGAGUCAGGAAGACCCCUACCUCUUCAUCUAUGACCCCCCAGUGCCAGACUUCACCGUGAUGAAGAUGGAGGUCCCCAGCUCUGUCACUGAAUAUAAAGUCUUGGUGCUAGACUCUGCCAGCAUCCUCCUGGUGGUGAAGGGAGCAGUGACAGCCAGCUGGCCCACAGCCCAAGCUGCCAUCCCUCUGCAGCGUGGUGGGGUGCUCUUUAUUGGGGCUAAUGAGUGCGUCACAUUGAAGCUUACUACACCCCAGGACCUGCUGCUAUUCCGGGCCUGCUGUCUGCUGUAGCAGCCACAGCCCUCCCAGCUGGUCACCAGCCCAAGCCCUUUGCUGCUCUGCAGUCCAAGCACACUCGAGAACACAGCAGCUUCAAGCUUGCAGGUUGAGACUCCAGUACAUGCUCAGCCUGAGCCAUCUUUGGGAUACACUCCUGACUCAUCACUUCUUGCCACACUCAAGCCAGGCCAUGUCAACUCCAGAGGUCCUAGCUCUGUGCCUUCCACUGCAUCAGGCUGUCUGGUGACACCUGUGGUCCUGACUUUGCCCAGCACCUGGCAGGAGGCUAAGAGCAGAGGUCUCGCCUAGGGCUGCUUUCUCCAGCUUCAGAGGACUAUGGGAAGGGCUGGAGGACUUGCCGUGUUGGCAGCCGCCUCUACUGUCCAGGCAAUUAAAGCUUGCUGUGUCCAGGCUGUGAGCAGAGCAUUCAUUCUGUGUUCUGUCCCUGCAGUAGGCUGGAAGAGCCCUCCCUGGAUGGUACCCAGGUUUUCCUUGGUUCCUCCUCAGUCAGUUCCUGGGGGUGGCUGGCCCAGCUCCAGAAUCUGCAAUGGAAGGAGUGGGCGAGGAAGCCAGCCUCAGCCUCAGCUGCACAUUUGCAGGCAGGCCUCAACGGAGAGGCAAGUUGAAGGGUGAUCAGCCAGCAGUGUGAGACCCUACUGAGCAUGGGUAGACACUCUAGGGGUUGGCCAGCCAAGGCCUGUGGGUGGUAGGCAAGCACUCUGCCACUGAACUAAAAUUGCUGGCUGGCAACCCUGCCAGAAAAACUUGCCAGGAGCCGGUGAGAUAGCUCCCGAGUUUAAUCCCUGAUUCCACAAAAAAAAAA